UAUCACAAAAGAAAAAAAAUAUUUCAUGGGCUUUUGUGAUCAUGACGACGUUGGCGUAUUACAAAUUUAAGAGAGAGAGAGAGAGAAUGGGGUCAAAGCAGCAGUUCUAUCUGUAAUGAUUUCGGGAAGAUCAGAAGCUCGUGAUGAGAAUUUUUCUUUGCAGGGUAGAACAGUAGCAGAUUAGCAGACCCCUAAGGAAUUUUCAGGCCCUUCAGCUUCGUCUCUUCCUUUUCUCGUGAUCUCUUCCACAGCCCUCCUUUUCUUUCUCUCUCUCCAUAUAUUGUUGCUUUAAACCUAGACAUUUCCAACGGGAUUGAAAGCCUUCAGCAUAUAACUCCUCAGAACCAAUCUCAGCUGUCGACAAGCCUUUUGGAUUUGCGGGGUGUUGUUAGCUGAGGAAGAAAGUUAGUAUUGAUAGCAUACGGGAAGCAGAAAAGGGAAAAAAAAAUGGGGAGCUGCGGUAGGAAUGGAGCCGUAAGGCAGUAUAUCAGAUCAAAGGUGCCGCGUUUGAGGUGGACUCCUGAGCUUCAUCACUGUUUUGUUCAUGCCAUUGAGAGGCUUGGAGGUCAAGACAAGGCUACUCCUAAGCUGGUGCUUCAGUUAAUGGAUGUGAGAGGACUCACCAUUUCACAUGUGAAGAGUCAUCUCCAGAUGUAUAGAAGUAUGAAGAGUGAUAUUGGCAGACAAGAUAGGAGUUCCACCCAACAAAGAAAGCAAUCUUUUGAGGAUCAUGAUGGGUGUGUGGAUGAAGAAACUGGCGAUGUUGGUUUUCACCCACCUUUAAAAUCCAUUGAAGAAUCGGAUUCUCAGUUUAUCUACAGUCCACUCCGUGCCAAAAGAGCUCGAAUCGAGACGAUGAGUUCCAUCUCAGAGAACCUGCAAUGCAGCCAAAGAAUAUGUGAGACAGUCGCAACUCCGUACAGUUUUGAUGAUUAUCUGGCUGAGAAAAGGGGAAUAAAGGAGGGUGGUGGUUUCAGGUGGCAGACCCAGGCUCCCUCCCCAGCCUUCCCUCUGCCCCACGAUCUUUACAACCUCAAUCCUUUCGGAUAUGCUGCGGAAGAAUCUGAUUUCCUCAAGAUUGCCAAGCUAGAAGAUCAAAAGCAUGCUGCAGCCCAAAUGAAUAAAAAUGAGGAUAAUGAAAGGAGACCAGCGGUUGGCGCGGAAGCUGGUGGUUGUGGGUUAUCGUUGUCGCUCUCGUUGCAUCAUCCCUCCACACAGAGAAGUAAUGCUUCUUCGACGAGCGAGAUCAGUGAGGCCUUCUCAUCAUACCCUAGGUCUAACUUCAAAGACAGCUUUGGAUCUUAUUCAGAAGAACGCAGUAUUAAUUUAGACCUAUCCAUUGCUCUCUGUGGCAUUUAAUGUCACUGUAAAUUUUCAAUUCUAGUGAAAUUCAUCUUCCUCUUGAUCUUUCCACAUUCUUUUUCUUCUUUCAUUUCUUUCUCUCGUUUUUUUUUUAAAUCUUUGGCCAUUGUUGUAUGCUUUAGCUUUUGUAAUCAAUCUUCGGGUUUUGAUGAAAUAUGACUUUGUGAGCCAGAAUUUCUUACA
This is a messenger RNA of Vitis riparia (riverbank grape), 1545 nucleotides long. RefSeq names its product myb family transcription factor APL. Gene Ontology annotation, molecular function: DNA binding; DNA-binding transcription factor activity. Bases 448 to 1359 code for a protein of 303 amino acids. The record is from RefSeq and is a predicted model, not a curated record. Lineage: Eukaryota; Viridiplantae; Streptophyta; Magnoliopsida; Vitales; Vitaceae. The transcript is spliced from 6 exons.